Hyaena hyaena (striped hyena) is the source of this 2610-nucleotide messenger RNA. It is a transcript of the gene NADSYN1, whose product is annotated as NAD synthetase 1. Bases 351 to 2471 code for a protein of 706 amino acids. Lineage: Eukaryota; Metazoa; Chordata; Mammalia; Carnivora; Hyaenidae. Gene Ontology annotation, molecular function: NAD+ synthase (glutamine-hydrolyzing) activity; glutaminase activity; ATP binding. The record is from RefSeq and is a predicted model, not a curated record. Gene Ontology annotation, biological process: NAD+ biosynthetic process. The transcript is spliced from 21 exons. Gene Ontology annotation, cellular component: cytoplasm.
GGCGCCGCGAGCCCCCGGGAGUCCCCGGCGCGGGUCGGGCCGCUCGGCCUCGGGGCCCCCACGCAGCACCAACGGCAGACCGUCAUGGAAACAGCGCGUCUGGCGUUAGGCGGGGAAAAGCCACGCUGCCGAGGGAGACGCGCGCCCUCCGCGGGCAGGUACGCGACACAGACGCGCUGCGCGCCGGGACCAGGGGCCGCCGUCCGUGCGGCGCAGGGGGCGGGCCUUCCUCCUGCGCAGGCGCGGCCGCGGGCGGCCGGGGCGUGGGCGUGGCCUGCCGCCGCGGCCCCGCCCCCCGGGCCCCGCCGGGCCCGCUCGCGGCCGGAAGUGCCCGGGACCCUGCAGCCGGGAUGGGCCGGAAAGUGACUGUGGCCACCUGCGCGCUCAACCAGUGGGCCCUAGACUUCGAGGGCAAUUUGCAGAGGAUUUUAAAGAGUAUUGAAAUUGCCAAAUGCAAAGGAGCGAGAUACAGGCUGGGACCAGAACUGGAAAUAUGCGGCUACGGGUGCUGGGAUCAUUAUUACGAGUCGGACACCCUCUUGCAUUCGCUCCAAGUCCUGGCUGCCCUUCUGGAAUCUCCAGUCACUCAGGACAUCAUCUGCGACGUGGGAAUGCCCGUGAUGCACCGGAAUGUCCGCUAUAACUGCAGGGUGAUAUUUCUCAACAGGAGGAUCCUGCUCAUCAGGCCCAAGAUGGCCUUGGCCAACGAGGGCAACUACCGGGAGCUGCGCUGGUUUACGCCCUGGUCCAGGACUCGGCAGACAGAGGAGUACUUUCUCCCCCGGAUGCUACAGGACCUGACAGAGCAGGAGACCGUGCCCUUCGGAGAUGCAGUGCUGGCCACCCGGGACACCUGCAUCGGGAGCGAGAUCUGUGAGGAGCUGUGGACGCCCCGCAGCCCACACGUGGACAUGGGCCUGGAUGGCGUGGAGAUCUUCACCAACGCCUCUGGCAGCCACCACGUGCUGCGCAAAGCCCAUGCCAGGGUGGAUCUGGUGACCAUGGCCACCACCAAGAAUGGCGGCAUCUACCUGCUGGCCAACCAGAAGGGCUGCGACGGGGACCGGCUCUACUACGACGGCUGCGCCCUGAUAGCCGUGAAUGGCCACAUCGUGGCGCAGGGCUCCCAGUUCUCCCUGGACGACGUGGAAGUCCUCACCGCAACCUUGGAUUUGGAGGAUGUCCGAAGCUACAGGGCAGAGAUUUCAUCUCGAAACCUGGCGGCCAGCAAGGUGAACCCCUACCCCCGAGUGAAGGUGGACUUCGCCCUCUCGUCCCGCGAGGACUUGCUGGUGCCGGUGUCCCAGCCCGUCGAGUGGAAGUACCACAGUCCUGCCGAGGAGAUCAGCCUCGGCCCCGCGUGCUGGCUCUGGGAUUUUCUCAGACGCAGCCAACAGGCCGGGUUUUUCUUGCCCCUGAGUGGCGGUGUGGACAGCACGGCCACCGCCUGCCUCGUCUACUCUAUGUGCCGCCAGGUCUGCGAGGCUGUGAAGGAUGGAAACCAGGAAGUGCUGGCCGAUGUCCGGAGCAUCGUGGACCAGCCCGACUACACACCCCAGGACCCCCGAGAGCUCUGCGGGCGCGUGCUGACGACCUGCUACAUGGGCAGCGAGAACUCCUCCCGGGAGACGCGGGAACGAGCCGCCGAGCUGGCCCGGCAGAUCGGCAGCCACCAUGUGGGACUCAACAUCGACCCUGCGGUGAAGGCCGUCGUGGGCAUCUUCAGCCUGGCGACGGGUAAGAGGCCUGUGUUCGCGGUCCACGGAGGAAGCCACCGUGAAAACCUGGCGCUGCAGAACGUGCAGGCUCGGGUUCGGAUGGUCGUGUCCUACCUGUUCGCUCAGCUGAGCCUCUGGGCCCGGGGCGCUCGCGGGGGAUCGCUGGUGCUUGGAUCCGCCAACGUGGAUGAGAGCCUCCUCGGCUACCUGACCAAGUACGACUGCUCCAGCGCAGACCUCAACCCCGUGGGCGGGAUCAGCAAGACGGACCUCAGGGCCUUCGUCCAGUUCUGCCUCGAGCGCUUCCAGCUUCCCGCCCUGCAGGGCAUCCUGGCAGCACCGGCCACCGCGGAGCUGGAACCCUUGGCCGAUGGACAGGUGUCCCAGACUGAUGAGGAGGACAUGGGCAUGACCUACGCCGACCUGUCCGUCUACGGCCGACUCCGCAAGAUUGCCAAGACCGGGCCCUACGGCAUGUUCUGCAAACUCGUCAGCCUGUGGCAGGACGUGUGUUCCCCGCGGCAGGUGGCGGACAAGGUGAGGUGGUUCUUCUGCAAGUACGCCACGAACAGGCACAAGAUGACCACGCUGACCCCCGCGUACCACGCGGAAAGCUACAGCCCCGACGACAACAGGUUCGACCUGCGGCCCUUCCUCUACAACACCCGCUGGCCCUGGCAGUUCCGCUGCAUCGAGACCCAGGUGCUCCGGCUCGAGAGCGGAGGCCCUCAGGACCUGGACAGCGUGGACUGACGCGGCUCGGGGCAGAGGGCCCCUCCUGAGGCUCUGCCCGCCGGGGACAGUGUCCCCCGUCUCCUUCCACGGCUCACGGGGAGGGAUCGCGUUCUGGUUCAUCAGAAGGACGCAAAUAAAGAGCAUGUGAUUUCUGGUA